Molecule: messenger RNA, 932 nt
Organism: Tarenaya hassleriana
Lineage: Eukaryota; Viridiplantae; Streptophyta; Magnoliopsida; Brassicales; Cleomaceae
Exons: 8
Coding region: 52-684 (210 amino acids)
Molecular function (GO): protein-disulfide reductase activity
Source: RefSeq, a predicted model, not a curated record
CCAAAAAAAAAAGUAAGCGACUCGUUGGCGUCCAAAAAUUCAAAGGAAAAAAUGGCGACGAGAGGAGUUGCUGCUGCUGCUGCCUGCAUAUGGAGACGAGGAAACCCUUCGUUUUCAUCGAUGUCGCACUAUUUCAGUCCCAUUUUCAAUCGUCCAAUCGCCCCUAGAGGGUUUGGAAUUCCUGUUCGGGUGCUACACGGAGCAAGUGCUGAUCCCAUUGCACCGUUGAAGAAAGGCAAAGAACCGAUCUCUCCGAAUUGGAAAAUCAAAAUGUUAUAUGAUGGAGAUUGCCCUCUCUGCAUGCGUGAGGUUAAUAUGCUCGUGGAGAGGAAUAAGCAAUACGGAACCAUAAAGUUUGUUGAUAUAAGUUCGGAUGAUUAUUCUCCAGAAGAUAACCAGGGGCUAGAUUACAAAAUAGUAAUGGGGCAAAUCCAUGCGAUCCUUGCUGACGGAACAGUGGUCACAGGUGUAGAGGCGUUUCGGAGAUUAUAUGAAGAGGUCGACCUCGGAUGGGUUUACUCCAUCACGAAAUACGAACCCAUUGGAAAGAUAGCUGAUGCAGUGUAUGAUUUCUGGGCAAAAUAUCGUCUUCAGUUAACAGGGCGACCGCCUUUAGAAGAAGUUCUCGAAGCAAGGAGGAAAAAGGUAGAGACUUGCGGUAACAACAACGCCUGCAAGAUGUAAGUUCCUCGACAUGAUCAAACUAUUUCCACUUCUUCUCGAGGUCCGAUUCUCACGGUAAGAGAAUGUUACACUUACGAGUUAUGAAUAUGUAAAACAUUGCAUCAUGGUUUUGGGAUAGGAUUCACUGUAUUUCUUAAUGCAUAACCCAGGAAUCAAAUCCAAGUAGAUUAAUAACUUGUAUAGUUUGGUUUUGGUUUUACCGUGUGUUACACUGGAGGAAGAUAUAUGUAAGUGAAACAGUUGGGUCA